Molecule: messenger RNA, 243 nt
Organism: Aspergillus ibericus CBS 121593
Lineage: Eukaryota; Fungi; Ascomycota; Eurotiomycetes; Eurotiales; Aspergillaceae
Exons: 2
Coding region: 1-243 (80 amino acids)
Source: RefSeq, a predicted model, not a curated record
AUGUCGACCCCUGCUAUUCAAGGCCUCUCGUCCAUGGGCUCGUCCGUCGGGGCCUACUCCAGACAGCAGCUUGCUACGUUGAGAAACAGAUUCUUGACCACAGAGAAGCGCAGAAGAAGGGCACAGAUUCUACAGACCUCCUUUGCCGUCCACAGGCCGGUCUGGAUUGCCGCAGGGGGCGCUGCUUACACGACGAUGGGCGCGGUUUAUUUAACACUACGGUACAUGCGUCACUUGAAGUGA